Messenger RNA from Trematosphaeria pertusa, 1727 nucleotides. RefSeq lists its product as uncharacterized. The record is from RefSeq and is a predicted model, not a curated record. The transcript has 2 exons. The coding region runs from base 289 to 1701 and encodes 470 amino acids. Lineage: Eukaryota; Fungi; Ascomycota; Dothideomycetes; Pleosporales; Trematosphaeriaceae.
UUUCACUCAGGACGUUAAUGAGGAAGCACGGGCAUCGAGCGAUGGUCAUUUCUAUUACGUUGGUGUUAUGGUGUUAGCUUGACUAGGUAAUCUCUCUCUCUCCAAAAUAGGCAGCAGCGCGCAGUGAAUCUCUAGUGCCCUAUCUUUUAGCGCGACAGGCAAACGCGUUUUUAGUGGGCCCCACUUUACUUCUUCCGCCUUAAUGGUGCCUUGCAGUUAUUUCUGUAGCUUCACGACCUGCGUGCGAACUACCUGUCCUCAACGCCAUCGCAGUCAUAAAGCCCAACCAUGGCGAAGCGCGCGCGAGAAGAGCGAGAUAUUGACGGCGCCGACCGUCAGUCCAAGAACGCGAAAGUGGCAGUUGCUGAGAAAGCCGCGGCGGCGCUGGGAGCGGAACGGGGGAGACCGGAGGGUCAAGAAGAAGAACGACGUGAGACCGCGGCGACAUCGACGAGCCACACAACCCCAGAGACAGACAGCGCUAGAGAGGAUAGCGGAAAGCAGCGAGGCGCCUCUGUCCCGGUUCAAGCGUCGCGCUUGGAGGGUCUCCCAGCGGAGCUCGUGGAGCAGGUCCUCGACUCGCUGGACACGGCUUCAAAAGCCACCCUCAUUCAUGCCAUGGGUCGACAGCCGGGUACCUCCCACGGCUUCUUCUACUUGGGCUCGUUCAUGUCCCUGACGAUUGGCAAAAACGGCCUUGAUGGCGCGAUUCUCGACACACUCCCGAACUUCCUUGCUGAGACAAAGCAUUUACACUUCUCCGUCGGUCCGUAUUCCCGCGCGCAAACAGAUCUGAGGCAUGUGCUCGCAAUGAAGCCUCCCAAAAAGCUGCGACUCUUGACCUUCCAAGACGGCAGCCGACUAGAUAAGAAUUCCGCGUGGGCCUUGAGGAAUGCAGCCCUCAGGUCAGGCCUCCGCCUGCUCCACGUUCCCUCCCGAUGGUAUACGAGCUAUUCCAAUUCGCGAAAGCUGUAUGAGGAUCUCACGAUUGAGAUUCGCACGAGAGUACCAGCUGCCACCGGCUACAUCGACCGAGAGAUAGUCAUACACCCGGAAGCAUGCCCAAACGUAUGCUCCGAAAUCAUCGGAUCUGAGCCCGCCGCUGCCGCACUAGCAAUAACGUAUUCCCCUACGCUCGACGUCCAGUCUGAUAACCGACCUCCCCUUCAUACCGUACUGCGGUCACUGAAGUGGCGCCGUUCUCCCUGCCUGACCUCGCUCCGCUUGGAAUCCGUGGACCUCUGCGGUUGGGAUGCCUCGCUCACCUACAACAAGGGCACUGAUCGGAUCAUAUUCUCUAGCCUGCGACGGUUGGAGAUGAAUGAAUGCAAGAACGAGGACCAGUUCUUCGACUGGAUGUACCAACAUUGCAGAAUGCAAAUGCAGACGCUGGUGUACUCGAUGCGAAAGAAGCCAGCCCACCAGCCGUUUCCCCAGCUGUAUGCUGAGGAGAUAAAUGUAUUCACUAAGCUAAUGCGCUCAUUCACGGGGCUGAAGACUCUCUCAUGGCACAUCCCGCAAAACGCCCACAAGAAGACCCUUCGCGAAGUUCGUCGUGACAUCUGCGACGGCACUCUCCUAGGGCGCCAUGUUACGUUGAAAGAGCUGGAAAUUGUUCUCGGGAGCGAACAGUUGAAUGCUGGGGAGAGGCGGGCGGCGAGGUCACAUUGCCCGGGGCUGAGGGAACCUGGCCAGGGUUAGAUGAAGCAAAGGAUCAUCUCCGUUCC